UUUUCUUUUCUUUUAUCUCUUUCAUGCUCUAGCCAAACGGAGCCUUAAGCAGGGUGGCUAGUGCGCGCCAUAGAUAACUGAAUUUUCAAUUUCCCCAAUCUUAAAAAACGGUUGGAGAAUAGCGCAGCCCUUUUUCUUAGGGAUUUCAAAUUCCGCGCCAACAUGGAAUCAGAAGGGCAAAAAAGCGGCUCUAAUCCAGCGGCUAUGCUCGCUUCUUUAAUGGGCAAGCGAGAGAAGCUUUGGGAAGAGCUCCGUAACAUUGAGAAACAGGUGUUCGAGUUGGAGACAAGUUAUUUACAAGAAUCAGGUCAUUUUGGACAUGUGCUCAAGGGUUUUGAAGGAUUUCUUUCUUCAUCGAAAAGCACCACCAAUUUAAAAAGGUCCAGGAAGUUCCAGCCAGAAGAUAGGCUUUUCUCGUUGUCGUCAGUUACCUCACCAACGGCGGAAGAACUUGGACUUGUACGUGACGAUGGAAGAUCUGAUUUAGGUCCUGGAAGGUCUAAGGCUGGAAAUGCACCUGCUAAUGGGCAAGGGAAACCAAAGAAGGGAAGAACAUCAACAGGAGCAAGAGACGUGAAGAAAAUCAGGGCAUCAAGUGAAGCAGAAUUUGAAGAAGAAGAUGAUCUUGAUAUGAGAUAACCACCUCAUAUAGACUUGUAAUAACUCUGGGCUGCAUGAUGUAGUGGGGUUCUUGCCAAUCCUUUAGGAUGCCUGAAUUAUGUAGUGUGCCUUGCUGUACCAUUAAUUAAGUUAUUUUAUGCUCUAGUUUUGUUAGAGGUUGUAAUUAUAGCUCUUUUCUUUGUGUCAGCGCCCAUUCCUGGUAAACCUGUAACUAUACUUUGUAAGGUAAUUUGUAAACAUUGGCAGAAAAUACUAGAACUACGAACUCAGGAAUAAGCUGUUAUUUGA
Messenger RNA from Ricinus communis (castor bean), 909 nucleotides. Its product is annotated as chromatin modification-related protein MEAF6. NCBI's taxonomy places the organism in Eukaryota, Viridiplantae, Streptophyta, Magnoliopsida, Malpighiales, Euphorbiaceae. The record is from RefSeq and is a predicted model, not a curated record. The transcript has 7 exons. Bases 163 to 639 code for a protein of 158 amino acids. Gene Ontology annotation, cellular component: histone acetyltransferase complex.